AUGGCUUCCGAAUCGCAUGCCGUCGUCGACGACGCCGCCGAGGUCGAGAAGCUGUACGAACUCGGGGAGCGGCUGAACGAGGCCAAGGACAAGUCCCAGCACGCGAACGACUACGAGGGUAUCAUAAUGGCGGUUCAAGGGAAGAGCAUGAAGGCGAAGCAGCUGGCGGCGCAGCUUAUUCCGAGGUUCUUCAAGUUCUUCCCCGGUCUCGCGCGGAAGGCCGUGACUGCGCAGUUCGAUCUGGUCGAGGAGGAAGAUCUCGCGGUUAGAGUGCAAGCUAUUCGUGGGCUCCCUCUUCUUUGCAAAGAUAUACCAGAACAUGUUUCUAAAAUUGUAGAUGUUCUUGGACAACUACUAACAGUUGAGGAAAAUGUGGAGCGUGAUGCAGUGCAUAAAGCCAUCAUGUCCCUUUUAAGGCAGGAUGCAAAAGCCUCAGUGACAGCCUUGUUUAAGCAUGUUGAGAUGGGCAUGGAAUUAGUCCGUGAAAAAGUUAUUUGUUUUCUCAGGGACAAGGUGUUUCCUCUCAAAGCUGAGCUUUUUAAGCCUCAAGUGGAAAUGGAAAGACAUGUCAGUGAUUUGGUGAAGAAAAGUUUACAAGAUGUAACUGGUGCUGAAUUAAAAUCAUUUAUGGACUUCCUGAGGAGUUUUAGCAUAUUUGGGGACGGUGCUCCUCCAGAGCGUAUUCAAGAACUACUUGAGAUUAUUGAAGACCAGGCUGAUCUUGAUGCACAAUUUAAUGUAUCAGAUAUUGAUCACAUCGAUAGAUUGAUUUCAUGCAUGUGUAUGGCUCUUCCUUUCUUCAUGAGAGGUGCAUCAAGCAGCAAGUUUCUCAACUGUUUCAACAAACAUAUACUACCUGUCUUUGAUAAGUUUCCUGAAGAGAGGAAACUAGAUUUGCUGAAGACUCUUGCUGGAAGUUCACCUUAUGCAGCAGCACAGGAUUCACGGCAGCUUCUUCCAUCUAUUGUAGAAUUGCUGAAGAAAUACAUGCCUCGUAGAAAGACAGAAGAGUCUACCCUUAGUUAUGCCGAGUGCUUGUUGUACACAUUUCACCACUUAGCGUACAAGACUCCAAACUCCACAAAUAGUCUUUGUGGUUACAAGAUUGUGACUGGCCAGCCAUCAGACAGGCUUGGGGAGGAUUUUUCAGAUAGCUAUAAAGAUUUCACUGAGAGGUUGAGCUCAAUCGAGGAGAUUGCGAGGGCAGCUAUGAAAAAGCUAACUCAGCGGAUGGCAGAACACAAGGAAGCAAUGUCUACAGUUAAGACAGAAGAGGAAAAGGCUAAGAUCAAGAUGGAGCAGCAGAAAACCACCAGUGGAUUGCGGAUCUGCAAUAAUAUUUUAGCAAUGACACAGCCAUUGCAUGCAAAAGCCCCUUCAUUUAUUGGAGAUAAUAAAAUCAACUUAUCAUGGAAGGAACCAAUGACACCAUCACCAGCUUCAUCAACUGCAGCAGGGGUUAAGCGAAACACAGCAUCAAUUAAUGGCUCAAGCACGAACUUAACAGCCAACAAAAAGUGGCGAGGUGGAGUCACGCAGAGUCAGCUUGUGAACAGAGCUUUGGAGGGCUUGUCUCGGGGUGGGAGAAACAAUGGAAGAGGAAGGGGUUGGGGAGGCCGGGGAAGGGGAAGGGGUUACCGUUAGUUCAGACGAACACAGCAGCUCUUCUGCUUGAAGGCCGCCUGACAGUUUUUAUCUAUAUUGAGGAAGGUGGCUAGUUUUCCUUCUUAAACUCUAGAUCAGGCAAAAGGGGAUUCCUUGGUGCUUCUGUUGCUCAUCUGAUUGGAGCAGACUCAGAAAAUUGAUCCAAUCCGCACUGGGCUGGGCAUGUCUAAAAUGACCGACCAUACCAAUGCUUUGUAUGGGAGAGGCUGGAGGAAAUCUGUAAUCUUGGUUCUUUGGCGGCACCAAUCUUAUUGUGUGCGUUAGAUUUUACUGACCAUUUGUUGGUCCUCAGCUUCUUCUUGUUGGGCGUCUCACAUAGGUUUAGCGGUUGAAUAUUCAUAAAAUUCCCUAGUUCUUUUCAGCAUCUCAUAAUAUAGUAUGUUGUCAAGUGUUGAAUGUAAAUACUAUUAUUGCUAAAUUUCAUGAAAAUAAAUUAGCAAGCAAAUGUGAUAUGGAUA
This is a messenger RNA of Elaeis guineensis (African oil palm), 2123 nucleotides long. RefSeq names its product apoptosis inhibitor 5-like protein API5. Lineage: Eukaryota; Viridiplantae; Streptophyta; Magnoliopsida; Arecales; Arecaceae. Gene Ontology annotation, cellular component: nucleus. Gene Ontology annotation, biological process: regulation of programmed cell death. The record is from RefSeq and is a predicted model, not a curated record. Gene Ontology annotation, molecular function: mRNA binding.